Messenger RNA from Arabidopsis lyrata subsp. lyrata, 879 nucleotides. RefSeq names its product B3 domain-containing protein REM12. The record is from RefSeq and is a predicted model, not a curated record. The transcript has 5 exons. The coding region runs from base 501 to 731 and encodes 76 amino acids. NCBI's taxonomy places the organism in Eukaryota, Viridiplantae, Streptophyta, Magnoliopsida, Brassicales, Brassicaceae.
CUACAGUACUGGUCGUAAAUGAGAAACCCUUUUAAAGUUUUGAUUAUUUCGCUGCUCAACUUCCAUUAAACAAAUUAGAGAAGCUAAAAUCUAGAAACUAACAAAAAGAGAACGGAAGGUUGAAGAAAGAACCUUGAGUAAGGAGACGAUUAACAGCUUCAUCAGGAUCCAUAUCGCACUCAACAAGCAUCGCAUAGAUCUCUAAGUCAGAACAGUUGACAAUCUCCUUCAAACUCUGGACAACCUUCCUCGACGACGCCGAAACACCUGCGUUUGCGUUAGUAACGCCGCCGCCACCAACUCGACCGCCCAUUAUUUCUCUCUCUCUCUCCGGAUUACCGGAAAACCAAAUCAGAUCUGAAGCUGAAUGUGAGUAUCAGGUUUGUGGUGGCUAAUGAAUUUCAAAUCGGAUAUGUUGAAUUUCAAAUCGGAGAUGUUGACGUUGUUAGAUAUAUAAGAGAUUUUGGAUUUAGGAUCAAAUUACUCAGAGAUUCAAGACAAUGAGGCUAAAAAUUUGUCAGAAAAAGCGUUUGCAUUCAGAGCUUCCAAGAAAGAAGAAAGUGAAGAACAUUCGAGAAGCACCAGUUUCUUCAUCAGACAACUCAUGUUUUCUGCCUCUUGUCACAGCUUCGAGUCUAUGCACAGAUACACUGUAUCUUCCACUACAUUUCACAAGCUUAAAUGGUUUUACAAGAAAAUACUGCAAGAUUCUUGAGGGAGAAUGGUAUUAAGCCUGGAGAGAUGUGACACUCAAAAAGCGUCGUAUAUAUGCAACCGUUUAAUACCAGUAAAAGGUGUUGUAAUUAACAGACCAAAUAGCGACGAUUUUGUGACAUACUAAUGUUCUCGUAUAAUAGAGACGGUAUUGUUACGUGCAUA